Danio aesculapii is the source of this 768-nucleotide messenger RNA. RefSeq names its product crystallin, gamma N2 (gene crygn2). The coding region runs from base 165 to 716 and encodes 183 amino acids. Gene Ontology annotation, biological process: visual perception; lens development in camera-type eye. The transcript is spliced from 4 exons. Lineage: Eukaryota; Metazoa; Chordata; Actinopteri; Cypriniformes; Danionidae. Gene Ontology annotation, molecular function: structural constituent of eye lens. The record is from RefSeq and is a predicted model, not a curated record.
AAGCUCCGCAUCAGCAGAGGCGCGCGGGAAAAUCGCCCGCUCAGCAGACUCGCUAAAGCUUCCAUUGUUGCCGCCAAAAGCCACUGCCACUAUAAAUUGUCCGGUCCAACUUUGGCCUCUCACUGUCUGACGUGUGGCCAGUUUGGACGCAAUCCAGAGGAGAAAUGUCGCAGUAUUCUGGAAAGAUCUGUUUUUAUGAGGGCCGCUGCUUCACCGGCCGCUGUCUGGAGGUGUAUGGAGACUGCGAUAACUUCCAGGACCGUGGCUUCAUGAACCGCGUCAACUCCAUCCGUGUGGAGAGCGGAGCCUGGAUCUGCUACGACCACCCCGACUUCAAGGGCCAGCAGUACAUCCUGGAGCGCGGAGAGUACCCCGAAUUCCAGCGCUGGAACUCCCACAAUGACCACAUGGGCUCCUGCAGACCCAUCCGCAUGCACGGUGAGCAGUACCGUAUGGAGCUGUUUGAGGGCUGUAAUUACACCGGUCAGUGUAUGGAGCUGUGCGACGACUGUCCAUUCCUGCAGAGCCGCGGAUUCAACACAAACUGCGUCAACUCUGUGCGCGUCUUCGGAGACGGAGCCUGGGUGAUGUAUGAGGAGCCAAACUUCCGCGGCCGCAUGUAUAUUGUGGAGAGAGGAAACUAUUGCGGCCAUAACGAAUGGCAGGCGCAGAAUCCCCACAUCCAGUCCAUCCGCAGGAUCGUCAACUACUUCUAAACCCUCCGCACAAUCCUCUCUGACUCUCCAUAUGUAAAAUAAACUCUCAGCA